AUGAAGGUCUUUUUAUUAGUGACAUGCUUUAUGUUGUCGUUGAUAGUAGACAUUUCAGACAGUCGUCCAGAAUCAUUUCCAUUCCAUAAAUCAGAAUGUUCAUCUGGUGUUGGGGUGACGAUGACGGUCGUGGUGAUGACCGAGGUGGUGAUGGUGGCGAUGAUAAAAGAGGAGACGAUAGAGACGAUAAGAGGCGGUCGUAAUGUGAGUCGUAGAGGCCGAGAUAAUGAUGGUAAUGAUGAUCGUAGAGACGGCAAUGAUGAUCGUAGAGAUGGUAAUGAUAAUAAUGGUGGAGUCAGAGGCAACAUUUACUUUUCUCAAAAAGUGGAUAGGGAUUGCACGCCAACUAGUGAAUUAAAAGUCCGUGUACGACUUAAGGGUGUGAAUGGUGAUGGUGAUAAUAAUCGGGAUGGUCGUGAUCGUGGUGAUAAUGGUGGUAAAGAUGAUAAUGACGGCAGACGAAGGCGAUUUCAUGGUCUUCAUGUUCAUCAAUUUGGUGACUUAAGAAAACAAUGUCUCGCAGCUGGUCCUCACUAUAACCCACUUGGAAAAGACCAUGGCGAUAGGCGUGGUAAUCCAAGACAUCUUGGUGAUUUGGGAAAUGUUCGGACAGACCGCAGGGGUAAUAUUAAGGAAAAUUUCCGUGUGGAACAAACAUCAUUAGUAGAAAUAGUUGGAAGAGCUGUGGUUUUGCAUUCAGGACGGGAUGACUUAGGUCGUGGCGGUAACGCAGAAAGCCGACUGAAUGGUAACUCUGGAAGAAGACUAGCUUGUUGUGUUAUUGGUUACGCCGAAUCCCGCAAGAGAUAUUAA
This is a messenger RNA of Lottia gigantea (owl limpet), 813 nucleotides long. RefSeq lists its product as hypothetical. The record is from RefSeq and is a predicted model, not a curated record. Gene Ontology annotation, biological process: removal of superoxide radicals. The coding region runs from base 1 to 813 and encodes 270 amino acids. Gene Ontology annotation, molecular function: copper ion binding; superoxide dismutase activity. The transcript is spliced from 6 exons. Lineage: Eukaryota; Metazoa; Mollusca; Gastropoda; Lottiidae.